AUGAGUAGGAAGAAAGAGGAGUUCUUGGUGGAUGACAGUAAUGAAGAGCUUAAUAGAAGGAAAAUGAAGGCUAUAAGGCAAUGUCUUAAGAUACUAGAAGAGGAUUUUACAGAACCAAAUCAGAGAAACAGUGAUUUGUGUCAUAUGUCAAAAGCUAUGAGUGUGGAAGCAUUGCAUGAUGAUGUGAAGGAUGAAGACGCUGAUUUAUUUGGUUUUUUAUCUACAGAAACCAAAACUGAUUUUAAACUUGGGCUGUGCGGUGGCAACUCACAAAAGCUAGCAAGGCCCUUCAGUCACAAUACUGGAGAGAAGAAUGUUCAGCACACAGUUUCUUCAAGUGGUGGGCUGAGGGGUAGACCAGCUCUAGCUCCAUCAGCAGACAUGGACAGCAAAACUAUGGAAGAUAUUGAUGAAGCUUUGUGCAUAGCUAUUUGUAAUCUCAGCCACUUACAUGAUGCAGACCAGAUGCUGAAAUACUUGGAAUUGAAAGUGAAGCAGGAAGGAGACAAAGUUGCAGAAGCUGCAGAUAGAACAUUUGAUGAACUUAUUACUUCUCUCCUGUCAAGAAAGAGGAAAUUGUGUGCGGAAUUGGUGAAGAGCAUCAACAACUACAGUGCUGGUAUUGCAAAAGCUAAGGAAGUCAUUGAGGAGAAGAAAAAGUGCUUGAUUGGUGCCAUUAGGAUUGCAAAGGAAUUAAAAAUUACACCUUCUGUAAGAACCUAUUGUGAUCUCGCUCAGGUUAUUUAUAAUUUAAAGUUGCCAGUUGAGGCUGAGCUCUCAAGAGUGAAUAGUUUGAAGGAAAAAAUAUCUCCAAGAUUCUUCCUAAACACUGAUGAGAUUACAUCUUUGUUAAAAAAUUUGGGCAAGAUUGAAUGGGGAACAACAGGGCAUGAAGAUAAUGGACAACACACUCUUACCGUUGAUGACAAAGAAGAAAUCCCUGAUGUCAUAAUAGAAGAAAUAUUUGAAGAUGACCUGGAAAGUUUGACAGAACUAGUGUUUGUAAGCCAUGUUAUAAAUCCAUGCCACUUCUAUAUUCGGAGAUAUUCACAGAAGAAAGAAGCAGGGGCUUUGGCAAAGAAAUUGAAAAACUUUUGUUGUAAUAAGAGUUCGUAUCUCUUGCCUUCAGAUGUUCUGGAACUAGGUGCUAGAACUUUUAUUAAGAGUAAGGAAACUGGAAUGUGGUGCCGUGGAACUAUCACUGAACUAAUUCCCCUAAAAAGUAAAAGUGAGAGGAAGCCUUGUGGUCCAAUAAGAUACAAAGUUUGUGAUAUUGCACUGCUAGAAGUAUUCCUGAUUGAUUUUGGGAGUUCUGUAGUUCUAAUUUCCUCAGGAUAUGUUCCCACUGAAAGGUCUGAACCUGCUACUCUGCAAACUAUUGAAACAGAUGACGUUUGUUUGUUUGUAAGGAAGCCUGAUCAGCAUAUUGAGGCAGAACUUGCAGCUGUUCCUCCUUUAGCAGUACAGUGUUCAUUGAAGGAUGUUGUUCCCAAAAAUGCAAGUGAAGGUUGGGGAGAGGAAGCAAAGGCAAAAUUUUUAGGAAUGGUAAAUAAUAAAGUUGUUCAAAUGACCAUAUUUAGAGAAGAGGAUGGUGUUCUCAUUGUGGAUUUGAAAAAACCUCCAUUUAAUAAAAUAAGCAAUAACAUGCCAGUAUCUCUCAAGGAUGCAUUAGUUUUUUUAGACUUAGCAAGGUUUAGAUCACAGCUUCCCAGUCAGUUAGAAAAUAAUACCGUCUUGCAGUAUAGUCCACCUAAGAUUCCACAAGAAGGAGAAGAAGUGUAUGUUGUAGUUUGUCACAUUAAUAGUCCAAGUGAUUUCUAUCUCCAGUUGAGAGAUAGCCUGGAUUAUUUAGCUCUUCCAAAGAAAAUACAGGAGGUAUAUAAACAUGAGCAUGGGAAAAACUUGGAAAUUCUCUGCCCAGUUGAAGGCCAAGCCUGUAUUGCCAAACAGAAGGAUGGGAAUUGGUACAGAGCACAGAUCAUAGGGCUGCCAAAUCGUCAAGAAGUUACGGUAAAAUACGUUGACUUUGGCAACAUUGCUAACUUAACUCUUAAAGACAUACGCAGAGUAAAAAAAGAGUUUCUGAGCUUUCCAGAAAAGGCAAUCAGGUGCAGGCUGGCUUGCAUUGAGCCUUAUAAAGGGGCAAAUGAGUGGAACAGAGAAGCCAAGGAAAGAUUUGAAGAAAUGACUGAGGAUAAACUUAUGCUGUGUUCAGUAGUUGAAAUUUUAGAUAAUAACAUCUUAUCUAUUGAACUCUAUGACUCCUCUGCUGUUCAUGAAAGAAGCUUUAAUAUUAACUGCCAGCUAGUUAAAGAAGACCUAGCAUCCUACAUACCUGGGUACCCUGAAAGUACUGCUGUAAGGCCCAAUGAAAUAUGGGAUGUUCCUCUAGAAGAAAUUCCUGAAACCUCAGAAGCUUUAAAUCCUGUAGACAUGGAAUCUGUGGAUGAAAGAGAUUUCAAAUCACUUUCUAAGAAAGAGCUACAAGUGAGAAUUAGUCAUGUUGUGUCUCCUAGUAAAAUUUUUAUACAGUGGCUGUCAUCAGAAAGUGUACUGAAAAGUUUACAGGAGAAGAUGGCUACCUUCUACAAGGAAUCCCAGCCACAGUCUGUGAAGUGGGAAAGUAGUAUGCACUGUGCUGUUUAUGUACAUGAUUUGAAACAGUGGCAAAGAGGUCAAAUAAGCAGGAUUGUCUCUGAAACAAGUGCAGAGGUAAUACUUUAUGAUUCUGGAGCUGAAAAAACAGUGGAUUUAAACUGUCUAAGAAAACUUGAGGAAAAUAUGAAGAUAAUUAGGACAUUAGCAGUAGAAUGUUCCUUGGCAGAUAUAAGACCAACAGGUGGAAGCACACAGUGGACAGCAACAGUGUGUGAAUGUUUAUCCUAUUACCUAACCGGGGCACAAGUAAAAAUAAUCAUACAGGAAAGUGAUGUGGCUUGUGCAUUGCCUGUGAAAAUCCUUUGCAAAGAUGAAACAGGACAAUUGAUGGAUAUUUCAGAACACCUUAUUAAAAAGGGUUUGGCUUUUAGAAACAGAAGAAUUGAUAAAGCUGGUGUGGCUUGCUCAGUCUCCAAGGGACAUCUUAAAGUGCAUUUAGAGCAAGAGAACACACGACUGGAUGGUUGUAAUUCAGAAACUGCACGUGGAGAAAACAGUGCUGCUCCAGAGGAGAACAUUGCUGUUUCAGAGAGUCAACAAAAAUCAUGUGAAACGUACAAGGCACUGCUUCAUUCAGGAACAGAUGAAAUAUAUAAAUCCCCCAUUAUACCUGAAGCGAAAAUUUUUCAAGCUGUAGUAAGUUGCAUUGGACGUGAUGGAACUAUUUAUAUAAUACCAAAAUCCUUUGAAAUUGAACUAAACAAAUUGAUGACUGAAAUACAAAGUAACUUCAAAUGCCUUGGUCUUCUGGAACCCUACUGCUGGAAAAAGGGAGAAGCUUGUGUUGUAAGAGGAUCAGAUACCAUGUGGUAUCGAGGUAGAGUUGUAGAACUUGGUGGUGGUACUCUCCAGGUACAGUACAUAGACCAUGGUUGCAUAGAGAGGAUUCCUCAGUGUCAUCUGUAUCCAACUACAUUGUAUACUGGUAUUCCUCCAUUUUGCAUACCCUGUCAGCUUUACAAGACAGUACCAAUUGGAAAUUUUUGGCAGCAGGAUGCAGUAGAUUGUCUUCAAGAGCUACUUACAAAUGAAGAGGUUGAAAUACAUGUUCAGGAAUUACCAGAUAAACCAUGGGGCAAAUUGUCCAUCAGACUGUAUUUUGGUGGAAUGUCGCUUUCUUCCUUCAUGGCGUACCAGAAGUACUGUGUUGCUGAAGAUUGUCAGGACAUACCAGAGCUGGAGCUACUUGAAGGAGACAUUCCUGUUUUGCCUUCAUACACGUUGCCACUGCUACCUACUCCAGGAGGUACCUUUCCUGUCAGAGUUACCCAUUUGGUGUCCCCUAAGGAGGUAUAUAUUUGCCUUGAUCCUUCUAAGAACCUUAUGAAGCAGUCUACCACAGAGGGAGAUGCCAACUGUGACUCAGAGUUGGAGACCCUUGAUGAAGCCCUGAAAUGGUGCAAUAAAAGUGUGGAGUCUCUUCCUCUAAUAACACACUUCCAAACAGAAAUGCCUUGCCUUGUAGAAUACCAGGAUGGUUUAUGGUAUAGAGCAAAGCUCCUCUCUGUUGAAGAAUUUGAUCCUGUUAAGAUCCUGGUUCAGUUUGUUGACUAUGGUAGUUUUUCAGUUGUCCCAAGAAGCAGAUUGCGUCACAUACCUUAUCAUUUGCUGAAGUACCCUGUUCAGGCAGUACGAGUUCUGUUGGCUGGAUUUAAACCUGCUUUAUAUGACAAAAACGUGAAAAGAAUUCCUUAUUCCCCAGAAUGGAGUGUGGAGGCAUUGUGGGCUAUGAUGGAGUGCGUUGAAGGAAAACAGCUCUUUGCUUCCAUACUUGCUUUUUCACCAGAGGUCAUCAUUUCUUUGUAUGAAGAUGACAAAAACCUAGUUCAUAUGAAACUGAUAGAAAUGGGACUUGCAGAUUUGGAUGAGUGA
Gavia stellata (red-throated loon) is the source of this 4530-nucleotide messenger RNA. RefSeq names its product ring finger protein 17 (gene RNF17). The coding region runs from base 1 to 4530 and encodes 1509 amino acids. The record is from RefSeq and is a predicted model, not a curated record. Lineage: Eukaryota; Metazoa; Chordata; Aves; Gaviiformes; Gaviidae. The transcript is spliced from 36 exons.